AUGUCGGACGGCAGCACACCGAAGAGAGCCAAAGUUGAAAUAACCCAGAACCAUGACAAGGUGGACUGGAGGAAGAAGAAGGCCGAACUGCAAGAGGCCAAGAAGCAGAGGAAAGAGGCCAAGCUCAUAAAACAAUUAGAAAAACAGAAACAGUCAGAGACCGAGGCAGCUGAGAAGGAGGAGCCGCUGCCACAAAGCCGUUCAAGUCGAGGUCGCGGGUACACAGUGAGCGUGGCCCUGCCCGGCUCGGUCCUGGACAACGCCCAGUCCACAGAGCUCCGCACCUACCUGGCCGGGCAGAUCGCCAGGGCCUGCGUGGUGUUCUGCAUCGACGAGAUCAUCAUCUUUGAGGAGCAUGGGGAGGAUGUCCAGUAUCUGCGGAAAUGUUUCUUUCCGAAGCAUCAAGAUCUACAAUAUGCUGGUCUGCUGAACCCACUGGACAUCCCCCAUCACAUGAGGGUGGACGAGGAGGCGGAGUACCGCGAGGGCAUCAUCCUUGACCGGCCCACCAAGCCAGGCAAAGGCUCUCUGGUCAACUGUGGCAUGUGGAAGGAGGUGCAAAUCGACAAAAAGCUGCAAACAGGGCUCAGAGUUACGGUACACCUCAAUAAGAAGCAGAAAGAAGAGAAAAGGCUGAUUAAGGGCGUGGUUGUCCCCCCUCACGUGCCCCGGACAGAAGGAGGGUUAUACUGGGGCUACAGUGUCCGUCUGGCCUCCUGUCUGAGCGACGUGUUCACACAAGGUCCACAUAAAGAAGGCUAUGAUGUCACGAUCGGCACCUCAGAAAAAGGACGCAACAUUGACCAAAGUACAUUGCCGGCGUUUAAGCAUCUCUUAGUGAUCUUCGGCGGCCUCCAGGGUCUGGAAGCCAGUGUGGACGGCGACCAGAACCUGGACGUCACGGACCCCAGCGUUCUGUUUGACCUUUACCUCAACACAUGCCCGUCUCAAGGCAGCAGGACCAUUCGCACAGAGGAGGCCAUCUUAAUUUCCAUGGCAGGACUCCGGCCGAAGAUCCUGUCGGCGUUCUCCAGUGGCGCCGUGUAG
Molecule: messenger RNA, 1047 nt
Organism: Gadus macrocephalus (Pacific cod)
Lineage: Eukaryota; Metazoa; Chordata; Actinopteri; Gadiformes; Gadidae
Gene: spout1
Product: SPOUT domain containing methyltransferase 1
Exons: 11
Coding region: 1-1047 (348 amino acids)
Biological process (GO): maintenance of centrosome location; miRNA processing
Cellular component (GO): kinetochore; spindle pole centrosome; mitotic spindle
Molecular function (GO): miRNA binding
Source: RefSeq, a predicted model, not a curated record